This is a messenger RNA of Ixodes scapularis (black-legged tick), 1589 nucleotides long. RefSeq names its product protein XRP2-like. Gene Ontology annotation, biological process: post-Golgi vesicle-mediated transport. Gene Ontology annotation, cellular component: cilium; periciliary membrane compartment. The record is from RefSeq and is a predicted model, not a curated record. NCBI's taxonomy places the organism in Eukaryota, Metazoa, Arthropoda, Arachnida, Ixodida, Ixodidae. The coding region runs from base 229 to 1308 and encodes 359 amino acids. The transcript has 9 exons. Gene Ontology annotation, molecular function: GTPase activator activity.
GAACGCAGGUUUUCUCCGUGUUCUUAAACUGCCACGCCAAUUCCAUCUCGUAUUUGAAUAAUACAACGAUUUAUAGCUGACUAAAAGCAGUGAUUUUAACGCAGAGAUACAAAGGAGAUCAUAUCUGCUUUAAACGCCCAUCGUUUAGUUUAACGACGGAAAAUGAAAUCGAUGCCGGCGCGCCAUAGAGGAGUCCGGUUCGGUUAGAGAAGUGAUCAUAGCACCUUCAUGUUUGCUGGCAUGGGUUGCGUGCACUGUAAACGGUCACCCUUCAAACCCGGUGGCCUAAAAUCGAGAAGCUCACCAGAACGAAAAACGUAUUCAUGGGACAAAAGAGGCAACGUAAACGCAGAAGACUACACCGUUGAGAAUGCCAAAGGUGCCACGAUUGUGAAGUACCCGGGUCGCGUCCGCGGUCAGCAGUUCAUCAUUCAGAACUGCGAGGACUCGACCAUCUAUGUCCUGUACCAUGUGAACACAGUUACCAUCGAUGAUUGCAUCAACUGCAACAUCAUUCUGGGGCCUACAAAAGGCAGCGUGUUCCUGAGGAAGUGCAGGGACUGCCGACUGGCAACGGCCUGCCAGCAGCUACGCGCUCGCGACUGCUGCCACCUGGACCUCUUCCUGAGCUGUGCCACUCAGCCGUCCAUCGAGUCCUGCUCCGAGAUGCGCUUCGGCUGCCUCUGCCUCACAUACAACCAGCUGGAGGCUGACCUCAAGAGUGCGAACCUGAGCGCUUUCAACAACAGCUGGAGUGAAAUUCACGACUUCACCCCGAGUGAGACGGGAUGCAACUGGUCUUUACUCCCACAGGAUGUCCGGAUGGAGGACUUCCUGCCGGUUCCAUCCACGGAGCACAUGGAGCACUCCCCUUCGAUGCAGCUGAGUCUGGACCCUUCCGACAGCGACGUUCCCAGGACUGCCGGCCCACACUGUCAGCUGGGAAAGCAGAGAUGCCUGGUUGUCUUCUUCUCGGACGGGCAGUCGUCGCAGAGGGCGCUGUACUUCGUGCACGAGAUGGAGAAGACGCCGAACAUCCUGGUGCAAACCAAAGAGGUGACGCUUGACAAAGCCACGGCAGAAAAGAUCUUCCGAACCAGUUCCUACAACGCGGUCAUUGGGAGCGGUCCUGUGAUAGCUCUGGAGUACACGGGAGAUGCCUGCCUCAGCUCGUGCCAGGAGGUGGCCAAAGCCAUAGCCACGGAAACUGGCUCCACCGGAUUGGUCUACGUCUCGAGCCAGGCCAACUCGGCUUUGCGUCAGAUUGAAGCGGUUUUUGGAGCUGCCACUUCACGGGGUAUCCAAUAGGCCUGCGUUGUUGGUUUUUGCCACCAUUACUAGAUCGUCUCAGUUGUGGAACUCUCAUGGAGGGGAAUAUCUCCCUCUCCCCCUCAGGUCUGCCACCUGUCGUCUGGAGCACCAUCUGUGGGCUGCGUUUCAAAACUGUGUGUUUCACAGAGUACAGUGAGGCACCGUCUUGAAGCUGUGCUUCAAAAUCUGUGUAUUCCAUGGAGUACAUUGUAGUUACCGUAGCAGCUGUCCCCAGAACGGUGUUGCGUCGAACGGCAGGAGGUGGAAUUUUGGGGAAG